AUGGAACAUCCGGGAUGGCAGUUGGAUGGACCAGAUUGGGACUACGGUGAAGAACGUGAUGGAGACAUGCAGCACAGCUUGCAAAUUGCAAAUUGUCCAGAUGCGUCGUACAAGAAGCUCGAUUUCCUGGAGGACCCCGAUGGCCGCUAUUGGGUUGGUUUCGAUUUGUAUGAAAAAGACGUAGAUUUCGACACCUGUGGCUCUGUCGCGUAUGUGUGUGGAGGUAGUUUUCGAGUACCCAUUGAAAAGGCGGGCAAGAAAGAAAACGCAUAG
Cylindrotheca closterium is the source of this 273-nucleotide messenger RNA. The record is from the annotation of a GenBank genome assembly. Lineage: Eukaryota; Bacillariophyta; Bacillariophyceae; Bacillariales; Bacillariaceae.